AUGUACGCGCCGGUCGGCAGCGGCCCCAGUAACUACUAUCAACAACCGUCCCUCAUCAAUUCAUGGUGGUUACAUACUCCAGCUGGUGGAGCAGUCGGGCACGGGUGCGAUAGAGAGGGCAAUUCCAUAGUGGAGGGCACGGGCGAGAGAAGCGCCGUCGAGGAAGGUCAAGGGGUCGGCCCGAACGGCGGUAUUAUGGAUCCCCAGCAGCAGUACUGCCUCAAGUGGAACAGUUUCGGCAACAACCUCGCCAAUACCUUCGCUAGCCUAUUCAGGAGCGAGAGCCUCACCGAUGUCACGCUCUUCUGCGAGGGCACAAUAUUCAAGGCGCACAAGCUCAUACUGGCGGCGUGCAGCAAACGCUUCCAGGAGAUAUUCGAGACGUCGCCGAGCUCGUCGGGUGGCGCGAUGAUCGUCUACCUCGACCGCACGAGCGCCAGCGACAUGGAGGCCCUCCUCGAGUUCAUGUACCGCGGCGAGGUACACGUGUCCCAGGAGUCGCUCAACACCUUCCUCAGUGCCGCCGACAACCUGCAGGUAAAGGGCUUGUCGAUGGAGCAGUCGAAGCUGGCCGCCCAGCGUGAACAGGACGAGCCGAACAACAACAACAGCAACAACAACAACAGCAGCAACAACAGCGACAACGGGGGCUCGCCACCUGGUGGCGGGGGUGGUAGCAGCGGUGGUGGUAGUAGCGGUGGCAACGGGCCCUCUGGCGGUGGGGGCGGCAACGGACCGGCGACCGGCGGCGGAGCCGGUAACCACCACCACCACCACCAUCACCAGCAACAACCUUACACCAGCAGCCAUCACCCCAAUGGCCAUCAUCACCAUCAUCAUCAGAACAACAGCAGCAGCAGCAGCAGCAAUAAUCAGAGCAGUGCCGGCGUUCCCAAUGGCCACCUGCAUCACAACGGGAGCGCGAGCACGAGCGGCCACUCGACGAGCAGCAGCAGCCCCAGCGGCUGUUGCAACGACAACAACAACGAGCACGCCGCCGAGUCACCGGAGAACCGGCACCUCAAGCGCAGAGCCCCGACGCCCGAUCCGCCCUCGCCUGCCCCGGCGACUUAUCCUCUCAGCCUCUACUCGACCGCGCACUACUACGACAGCCCGCAGAAGAGGUUAAUGAGGUCGCCGAACGAGAUCGAAGGCACGAGCCUGGGCAACCGAGCCUCGGUCCUGCGGGACAACCCAGCCUUCCGGCCGGACUCGGCGCCCCACCCGCUCAUCCUCGAGAACCACCUGUUCCAGCCUUUCGGCCUCCACGCCGAUACGCCCACGCAUCCGCAAACUGCGCCCCACACGCCCACGGAGCUCGAGCGCGAGCUUAAGCGCGAGGCCUCCGAGGAACGGGAGCGCAACGCCGAGCACAAGGACGGCGUCGCCGAAGGCAAGAAGCUCAAGUGCCCGCACUGCGAGAGGCUCUACGGCUACGAGACGAAUCUCCGAGCUCAUAUCCGCCAGCGUCACCAGGGCAUCCGGGUGCACUGUCCGUUUUGCUCGCGUACCUUCACGCGCAACAACACCGUACGCCGGCACAUAGCCCGCGAACACAUGCGCGAUGGCAACGCGAACAACAGCAGCAAUCCAUCGGGCCCCGGCAGGCCAUCUAGUGGCGGUGGCGGACCAAACGGGGCCGCCGACGGCAUCGACAAGCAAUAGCUACUGAUGCAACUGCUGUUGCAAGCCGCCAGGGGGAGGCGCGCCGGCACGGCUCUCGCAGGCACUGCAGCUUGCGGCCUGCUCUCGUCUACCGGCCGGCGUCACCGGCUGAGCAGCGGCUCGCAACUGCAGCUCAACAUACCGUGACUCGAGCGCUGAUCAACAUUUCGGUGAUGAUUACAUAUGAUAAUGAUGAUGUGAAACCCUCUCUCACGCCACUACGUGAAGCAAACGACAACAGCAGCAGUAACCUUCAGCCCCUUCUGUUGCCACCCGCCCCCACCCUAAGCCCUUUCCUCGAGUUGCCUCGCGGCGAUGAAUUAUAAUCACACAAAACUAGUCAAUGAAAGUGCAACAUGCUCUCGAGAGUAAGGAUUACUUCGACAACUCGACCGUCAUUCCCUCAUCCCUACACCUAACCUCACUGUUAUCUCCUGAUGAUGCUGAUGGAUACAUACCUUGCUAGCUCUCGACUGGAAUAAUCAAGACGACAUUAGUGAUGGUGCAGAGAUGACAAUGUCGACGCAUGCACCGUAGAAUCGUCUUCGAAGGUGCGGGAGAGAGUCGUAUUACGUAUAAGUGCGAGUCGAGUGCGACUGUGCACACGCAUAUAUAUGUAUUAUAAUAAUUAUUAUUACAUAUGUAUGUAUGUAUGCAUGUAUAGUUGGGAGUGCGUGCAGCGACGAUGAUUAUUAAUAUUAUAUUAGUAGUGUAACGAAGAAAUGAUAUAGCUGCAAGGUUAGCAUGAGAAUGACUGAAUUUGUGCGUCUGUCUGUCUGUUUGCAGAGCAAGAGGAAUGCGACGAUUCCUUGAAUGGUAGAGGAUGGGAAACAGGAAAAAAAAAAAAAAGAAAGAAAGAAAUCUAUCGUUACUGCAAUAAUUACAAAUACUAUAGUUCGUAAAUAAAGUGAAGAUGAAGAAAGAAAAAAAAAAAUAAUGAGGAAAGUAAGAGAGGGAAGUAAUAAGAAAGGUAAAUUAAUAUCGACGUUUUUUAAUAAAUACAAGAUAAAUAUGAAGAUAAACGAGAGACACACAAAAAAAUAGUAAAUAUAAUAAUAUUAAUAAUGUGAAUCACUGAAACCGAGCUGCGAUAAUAAACCGACAAAUGAUCCUAGUUUUUUAUAAUAGCAUAUUGAUAAAUGAUGAUAAUACUGUUGAUACUGAAUCUAUAGAGCCAGAGCAAGCCAUAGUUUUUUGUUUUUGUUCAAUCGAUAUUUGUACAAACAUUAUUAUUAUAUAAUAGGGUUUAAGUUUUCGUGAGCCAGUUGAUUAAAUGCAUACGCACAGUGCCAAAACAUAACCUUCACAAGCGAAUGAAAGAAUAACAGAAUAAAAGUCGGAUUGAAUUAAUUCAUGUACUUUUCAUUCGUUUAUUCAUUAAAUAAAAGUAUUCGGCGGAUACGAGUCGUACCUCGAAAGCUUUAUACUGUUGAAAAAAAAAAAAAUUUUACACACCACUGCAUUUUCGUCGAUGAAAAAACAAAUGUCGGAGAGUACGAGCGUAUAAUCGAUUUAAAUAGGAUUUAUCUUUUAAGCAGAAGUGAAAAAAAAAAACAAGUAAAUAAUAAACUAGCCACGUUGAUGCAUAUUAAAAAAUAAAGAUAAAAUAGUAAUAGUAAAUAAAUAAAUGGGAGGAAGAAAAAUAAUAAAAUAGGAAAAAUGAAUUUGCGGAGCGCGCCGUGAUUGCCAUCUUUCGGCAGAACUUUCGUGAAGGACUAAACUUGUCUACGGAGGCGCAUCGUGACUUUAAGACUGCAAUAUUUAUAUAAAUCGACUGUUUCCGUACGUGCAAUAGAUAAAUGAUAGAUAGACGAUAAUACGAUAAAUGAUAAUA
Molecule: messenger RNA, 3499 nt
Organism: Copidosoma floridanum
Lineage: Eukaryota; Metazoa; Arthropoda; Insecta; Hymenoptera; Encyrtidae
Gene: chinmo
Product: Chronologically inappropriate morphogenesis
Biological process (GO): regulation of transcription by RNA polymerase II
Cellular component (GO): nucleus
Molecular function (GO): protein binding
Source: RefSeq, a predicted model, not a curated record